GAAUGAUAGUGCUGUUAAAUGGAAUGCAGUUCACGUUUGAGUAAAUGUACAAUGUUGUUUUAAAUUAAUUAAAUAGUGUUUGUGCUUAUGUGUUCAAGAUAAAACUGAUACAAACGAUUUACAUAUCGGCUAUUAAAAAUAAUAUCGGCUGAUUGAAAUGACUGGUUUAUAGAUGAUACCUAACCUAGCUUUGAAAAUUGUAUUGUUGGAGAACUAUAUAGAGUUUGUAGUUUACUGAAAUUACAUUAUUGUGAUAUACAAUUAAUAAAGACCUUACAGUAUUUUAGCAGAUACCUUAUUAUACAAUAAUGGACAUGGAGAAAGAAGAACUGCUCGAAGAAACAUCAGAAUUGUGUGUAAAUUCUCAAAACGAAAUGGAUUUAGAAAAUCAUCAAGAUAUGGUUUUCACAAAUGAAAGUGUGUCAGUAAUGAAGGAUAUACUGGAAGCCAAAAUUGAUAUUCAUAACAGAAUGUCGGAUACAAGUCAGUGCAGUCAAACAUUGGAAGAAGAUACUAUAUCCGCUUACGACACAAAUGCAUGUAAUAGUUCUACCAUGGAAGACUACGUCGUGGAAUCAAACACAGACAGCAUUACGGCCACAGACGAUUUAAGGCACUUUGAUGUUUUGGAUGAUUUAGAACGUCAUCCGGAUCAGAACUGUUCAGAUAUGGACUCUGAUACAAAUGAAAGUAUGGAUUCUGAUGUACCUGAUGAAGAAAUUGAGGCAAUGUUAGAAGAAGGUUUACCAGAGGAAUUUAAAGGCAAAAGAAAAGACAAGAAAGAUAGUGUGCCAUAUGAAGAAAAAGAGAAACUUGUCUUGGAUGAAAUUGGCCACAAUCAUUUCGAUGUGCUUCCCGAGGGUUGGGUGCAAGUAACACAUAACAGCGGGAUGCCUUUGUAUCUUCACAAACAAAGUAGAGUUUGUACUCUUGCCAAACCAUAUUUUCUUGGACCCGGCAGUGUCAGAAAACAUGAAGUACCUGUGAGUGCUAUACCUUGCCUUCAGUACAAAAGAGCUCUUCAAGAAGAAGAGGAAGAAAGGCAGAAGGAAAAAGAACGUGAUCCAAAUACAGAAGCCUGUAGUCUACCUAGUGCAAAAAUUGAAACGAUUCAAGAAAAUCGAGCAGCGCAUUCUUUAGACAGUGAACAAUUAAGAAGUUAUUGCCAAUCCCUUUUUCGUUUUAAAGCUAUCAAAGUAAUGAGAUUUCAGUCAUGGUCGGCAAGAAGAAAGUUUACGAAAAAUAAAAAACAUCGUAAACAGCUGGAACGACCAACUUUACCUGACGGAACGAAAUUAAUAACAUUUCCAGUUAGUAGUACUAACUUGACAGGUAAUAGCAGUGGUGUCACAGGAGAUGACAACGGUGGGCAAAGACCACCGAAACACUGGAUAAUGAAUCCUUCGGGAAAAAGUUAUGUUUGUAUACUCCAUGAGUACGUACAACAUGCGCUUAAAAAGCAACCAACUUAUAAAUUUAAGGAAUUAGAAAAUGCUGCAACACCGUACUCCGCUGUUGUUUGCAUCAACGAUAUGGAAUAUGGAAGUGGUUUUGGUAGCAGCAAAAAACAAGCAAAGGCAAAUGCUGCUCGCAAAACCUUAGAAAUCCUAAUCCCUCAAAUGAGAGAUAAAAUUUCUGGCGAUAACGCAGGAGAUGCAGCUACUGGUAACAACAGCCGUAUGAUCAAAGCAUCCAGAACAAAUUCCGACGCGGAUCUGUCGUUCUUUGAUGAAAUCUCGAUAACCGAUCCACGAGUCGCAGAAUUUUGUGCCAAAACAACAGAGCCAUCUCCACAUGCUAUUUUAAUUACAUGUUUACAACGAAAUUAUGGCCUGGGAGAUAUGCAUAUUAACUAUUCUGUAAAUACUUUAAAGCAUCAACGCAAUGAAUUUACAAUGCGAGUAGGAAAACACGAAGCCACUGUCGUAUGUCGUAAUAAAAAAGAUGGUAAACAACGAGCAGCACAAGCGAUUCUGCAACUUAUGCAUCCUCAUAUACAGUCUUGGGGUUCUUUAUUGAGGCUCUAUGGAUCUCGUAGCGUAAAGUCUUUCAAAGAAAAGAAACAACUGGAACAAGAAAUAACGUUACUGCAAGGUAAAGCCGCGGUAAAUCAACCAAAUCACGCUAUUUUAAGUAAACUUAGACAAGAAAUGCGCAAAUUAGCCGAACAACGGCAGGCAAUACAACCUAUUGGUAAGUUCGUGCCACCAGAUUUGCCAACAGGGUCUGCAGCCAACUUGAACAAUGUAGAUUUAUAGCGUCCUAGUCAAUCAUGUGAAUCCUACAAAUCGAACUUCAUUUCAUAAAGAUUUGAGACGAAGAAAGUACUUCGAAUUUCUUUACCAUUUUCUGUCUUUCGUGCACAAAGUGUAUUUUGUAUGCCCAAUUUUACAUUGUAAAAACAACAUGAUUCUAUUGAAAUGGUGCUGAUUAUCAUUAUUGUGUAUACCCUUUAAUAUUUUCAUUUUUAACACACUGUACAAAUUCAACGUUUGUAAUAGGAUAUGAAUGGUGUAAUAGGAAGCUGGUUGAGAAUAAAUGAAACUUUGACCUGAACUUCAGUUAUCAACAAUUGAAAUAUCACAGAGUACUACCUCAUCUGCCGCCAUAUUCUUGUUGCACCAUUAUAGAUUUUUAAAUUAGAUUUACUUGUUAUACUAUUAUAGAUAUAGAUACACUUUUUUAAAUUAGAAUUACUUUUAUAUGAGGAGGCUAAUACUAUAUAUUUCUGUUUAAAUUAUGUAUUUAAGAUGAUUUUAUAUAUAUGAGCAUAUUGAAAGAACAGUGAUUUUGAGAACAUGACCAUUUUAUUUUCAAAGAACUGAUUACAAUAAACUAUACUUCAGUUCUGUGUAUGUAAUAAGGCAUCGAAACUUGCAUAUUAAUAACAGUGAUAAUGUAUUCAAAAGUAUUACAAUUAUUCUAUUGAAAUUACUACUAAAAUUAAUAUAAAUAAAUGAUCAAAUUACAAAUAAA
This is a messenger RNA of Megalopta genalis, 2976 nucleotides long. RefSeq names its product microprocessor complex subunit partner of drosha (gene pasha). The record is from RefSeq and is a predicted model, not a curated record. Lineage: Eukaryota; Metazoa; Arthropoda; Insecta; Hymenoptera; Halictidae. Gene Ontology annotation, molecular function: heme binding; primary miRNA binding; double-stranded RNA binding. Gene Ontology annotation, biological process: primary miRNA processing. Gene Ontology annotation, cellular component: microprocessor complex.